AAGAGGAAGAACUAGAAGGACAUAGAUGCACCUAACGUAGUGGUUUCUGUAUUACGCCCCCAAAAAGUGUUUGUCACGAAGGAUUGUUUUCCAAGCCUUCAUUAAAGACGCCCUGCUCAGCAACUGCAUUGGAAAAUUCGACUUUCCAGUCGGUGUUCAUACUGCAAGGACAGCUACACUGACAUUACAGACGACUUAGCGUACUCCGUUCUAAGGUGGUCGGGUUGAUUUUUUUUUACAGAUAGAAAAUUAAAGUAGCCUUCGAGUGGAAGAAAAUGCCGUUUAUAAUGAACGGCUUUGCCACAUUGGUGUUGUUGGUCCUGUGGCGGGUGGAGGAGAUUGCAGAAGCGUGCAGUUGUUCACCAGUUCAUCCUCAACAGGCGUUUUGCAAUGCCGAUGUGGUUAUCAGGGCAAAAGUGGUCGGCGGGAAAGAGGUGGAUUCUGGGAAUGAUAUCUAUGGCAACCCCAUUAAGAGGAUCCAGUACGACAUAAAGCAGAUUAAGAUGUUCAAAGGGCCAGACCGCCACAUCGACAUGGUCUUCACCGCCCCAUCCUCGGCCGUGUGUGGAGUGUCUCUGGACACCAAUGACAAGAAAGAAUACCUGAUCUCAGGCAAGGCGGAGUCGAACGGGAAGAUGCACGUGACUCUCUGUGACCUCAUCAUGCCCUGGGACUCCAUGAGCGCCACACAGAAGAAGAGUCUGAGUCAGCGCUAUGAAAUGGGCUGUGACUGCAAGAUCACACGCUGUGCCGCCUUCCCCUGCGAGACCACCGCCGAUGCAGAGUGCCUGUGGACAGACUGGGUGACGGAGAAACUGAUCCACGGUCGCCAGUCAAACCACUACGCCUGCAUCAAGAGAGCAGACGGAUCCUGCGCCUGGUACCGCGGAGCCGCACCCCCCAAAAAGGAGUUCCUGGAUAUCGAGGACCCGUAAUCCCUGCCCCUCCCCACCCCCACC
This is a messenger RNA of Chanos chanos (milkfish), 959 nucleotides long. It is a transcript of the gene timp2a, whose product is annotated as TIMP metallopeptidase inhibitor 2a. Gene Ontology annotation, biological process: negative regulation of membrane protein ectodomain proteolysis; response to cytokine; negative regulation of endopeptidase activity. The transcript is spliced from 5 exons. The record is from RefSeq and is a predicted model, not a curated record. NCBI's taxonomy places the organism in Eukaryota, Metazoa, Chordata, Actinopteri, Gonorynchiformes, Chanidae. Gene Ontology annotation, molecular function: metalloendopeptidase inhibitor activity; protease binding. The coding region runs from base 276 to 935 and encodes 219 amino acids. Gene Ontology annotation, cellular component: extracellular matrix.